UUUUGUGAGGGGUUCGUGAUGUCCCCGAACAUGAUGUAGUUUGAGCAAAAUACCGUGUUUGCUAAAAUCUAACCACCCUCCUUUUUUCGUGCCCUUGAUAAAUAAAGAAUUCACAAAAAAAUUUCACUCAUAAGGGUCAGUUGCCAUUGGCCAGCCGCCUUCGUUAAUAAUAUUGUCAGCAUCAGGAUUGGCCAAAAUGUUUUCUUAAGAACAAUUCUAGCGUAAGAGCUUUUUGUGCAUACGUGCUGCGAUGACACCCAUCGCUUUAGGAGCUACAAAAUCCUCGACGAAAUAACAAUCUGGCAGGUCACUUGCGCAUCUCGCGCAGAGGUGUAAGCGUGACAACACAGAUAGCAUGUAAAGAAAAGAAAAAAAAAACGAUCUCAAGCAUAAGGGGCACGGCAAUAUGUUCUUCGUAAGUGCACCGAAGUUAGCGGAAGCCAUUCAAACUGAUCUCAGUACUGGCUGCUACGGCUUCCAUGGUCUAUAUGACCCAUCCCACUCAACUGCGCGGUACUCCAUGCACGUUAAUGUGUAGCUUAAUGACGCCGCUUACGCUUUCUUCAUUCUUUCUGUUGCUUUCUCCUGUCAGGGGGGACGAAUCAUGGAAAGCACGUCGGAGGGCAGUAACGCCUGCCUUCCACUUUCGCAUUCUCGACGAUUACAUACCCAUCAUGAACAAGAGAGGCGAGAGGCUCAUGCACAAGGUGGCCUCCAUGAACGGAGAAUAUUUCAACGUCCUCCCCAUUGUUCGCGCAGCUGCAUUCGGAGUGCUCUUUGAAACAUCGAUGGGUAUUGAUUACGAUGAAGAUGACAUCGAACGUACCGGAUACCUUAGAAUUCACGACGCAAUCUCGGACACCAUGGUGAACCGCGUCAUCAACUUCCACCAUUGGUUCGAUACCAUCUAUGCAUUCAGCAAAGAGCACAAACAGAUGUUAAAAUACGUGGAAGACGCAAAGGAGUUUGUCAAUAACAUCCUACAGAAGAGGAUAGCCGACUACCGAAAAGGCAUCAGAGAUCCUGUUUCGAAGAAUUCUUUCCUCGAAAUUCUUCUCCGAAUGUGCCUUGACGAGGGCACAAUGAGAGAAAUUGACCUCCGAGACGAGCUGCUGUCUACUCUAAUUGGGGGCUUCGACACGACGGCGACAAGCCUCGCUUACGCGCUCUACCUUCUCGGUCAUCAUCCAGAAAUUCAGGCUAAGGUUCAGGAGGAGAUCGACACAGUCUGCGGAGACGACUGGGACAAACCCCUUACCGCGGAGGAACUGAAGAAUCUCACCUAUAUGGAGUGUGUACUUAAGGAGGCCAUGAGGCUUUAUCCACCAGGGUCUAUUAUAGGUCGCACCGUCGCAAGGGAUCUGAAAAUUGGAAAGUACACCAUUCCUCGCGGAACCGUGGCAGUCGUGGCUCUCUACUUCCUUCAGCGACACCCGAGGUACAUUAAGGACCCGAAUAGCUUCAAACCCGAGAGGUUCAUGGACUCGAAAAGCAUGCACACCUACGGGUUCGCCCCUUUCUCGGCGGGACCACGAAACUGCCUUGGUCAAAAGUUCGCACUCAGAGAAGAAAAAGUCCUGCUGACGCACAUUAUACGUCGCUUCAAUGUCAGCUCGAAAGUCCCCAUCGACGAGCUUGAACUGUCCAUGGAACUUAUACUCAAGCCCAUUCAAGGCAUUGAAAUCAAAUUAACACCUAGGAAGCACACUUCGUUGAACUGAAAUCGACGAAGCAUAGCACCAGUCACUCGGCCGUGCCAUAUGAUGAACAUUUGUACAGUAUUCAUCAUCAUCCAUCAUUGAAACGUUGCCUAUAUAUUUAGUUCCUACAAAAUAAAGUUAUUUUUUCGAUA
Dermacentor andersoni is the source of this 1852-nucleotide messenger RNA. Its product is annotated as cytochrome P450 4V2-like. NCBI's taxonomy places the organism in Eukaryota, Metazoa, Arthropoda, Arachnida, Ixodida, Ixodidae. The record is from RefSeq and is a predicted model, not a curated record. Gene Ontology annotation, molecular function: monooxygenase activity; heme binding; iron ion binding.